AUGUUCCCAUUUAUAAAAAGGAUGUGCGUCGAAACUUUAUAGGAAUGUUUAAUGAUGAAAAAAUCCCAUAAUAAUGUAGCAACGCCUCAUGCAAAAUAGAGUAUUUAGAUUUAAGAUGAUGAAAAAAGAAAAAUGGCAAGUAAAGAUAAUAAUGUAGACUAAGACGAUAAUUUAGAAAACGACUAAGAUGAUGAUUAAUUCUCGACUGAUUGGACUACAGCUCCCUCUACAAAUAAUAUGGUUAUAGCAUAUGAAUCGUUAAAUAUAUAGGAAGUAACUCCAUAAAAUAAAGAAUAGACAAAAUAAUCUAGCCAAAAAGUAGAAAAUAUGGAAAAGCAAGAUAACUAAAACAAAAAAAAGGUGACUAAGAUGAUAGGAAAAUUAGAUGAAGAAUAGAUAAAGACAAAGCAAUAAGAUCUAUUAGAAUAAGAGCCUGAUUAUUUUGAAGAACUGAAUAAAGAAUAGGAGUUAGUAUUUUAAGAGCCAGUCGUUAACAAGUAAAAGUAGUUGGAAACUUCAUCUAAUCAAAAGUCAAGAUUUUAGGAUGACGGAGCCUUAGAUGAUUUUAAUGCAAAUGGAUGGGUUGAUGAUAUUGAAAUAGAAUUAUGA
Tetrahymena thermophila SB210 is the source of this 609-nucleotide messenger RNA. RefSeq lists its product as hypothetical. The transcript is spliced from 4 exons. The record is from RefSeq and is a predicted model, not a curated record. NCBI's taxonomy places the organism in Eukaryota, Ciliophora, Oligohymenophorea, Hymenostomatida, Tetrahymenidae.